UCUCACUUGCGGUUGCCUCUUCAAGCAAAUCCUUUAUAAUUAAAGAGAAAUCAUUAUAAUAAUCAAAAUUAAUAAGUUUCCUUGUCAGUCAUGACUCUUUCAAGCUUCCAUUUUUCACUAUCUCAAAAAAGCGCCAAAGGAUAAAGGAAAAGCUUUCAAUGGAGAAAUCUGGGUAUGGAAGAGAUGGCAUUUACAGGUCUUUAAGGCGACCUCUAGUUCUUCCCAAGGAACCAAAUCUUUCCAUGGUUUCUUUUCUCUUCAGAAACGUCUCUUCUUACCCUGACGAACCAGCCCUCAUUGAUGCUGAUUCCAAUGAAACUCUCUCUUUCUCCCAGUUCAAAUCCACUGUCAUCAAGCUCUCCCAUGCUUUUCUCAAUCUGGGUAUCGACAAAAGCGACCGAGUCUUGAUCUUUGCACCCAAUUCAAUCCAGUUCCCUCUUUGUUUCUUUGCUAUAACAGCCAUUGGUGCCAUUGCUACAACUGCGAACCCCAAUUAUACUUUCAACGAACUCUCAAAACAAAUCCAGGAUUCCACUCCGAAGCUUGUUGUCACUAUCCCUGAAUUGUUUGACAAAGUUAAAGAUUUCAAGCUCCCUGUAAUCUUGCUUGGUUCUAAAUGGAACCAACAAUCAUCUGUUGUAAAAAAUGUCCCAAAAAUCUUGUCUUUUCAUGAUCUUCUCUAUUUAGCAGGGAAUGUAACAGAAUUUCCUGCGGUUUCUGUUAAGCAGACUGAUACAGCAGCGCUUUUGUACUCUUCAGGCACUACAGGGGUCAGUAAGGGUGUUGUUUUGACACAUAGGAAUUUCAUAGCAACGGCUUUGAUGGUGACCAUGGAUCAAGAACUUGCUGGGGAUAUGCACUGGGUUUUCUUGGGUGUUUUGCCUAUGUUUCAUGUGUUUGGAUUGGCGGUUAUCGUAUACGGGCAGCUGCAGAAGGGAAAUGCUUUGGUGUCGAUGGAAAAGUUUGAUUUUGUGAUGUUUUUGAAGAACGUGGAGAAGUAUAGAGUUACACAUUUGUGGGUUGUGCCUCCAAUUGUGCUUGCUAUGGCUAAGCAGAGUGUGGUUAAGAAGUUUGGUCUUUCCACGCUGAGGCAAAUUGGUUCUGGUGCUGCACCUCUGAGGAAGGAGUUGAUGGAGGAGUGCGCAAAAAAUUUUCCUCAGGCUGUGGUUAUGCAGGGCUUCGGAAUGACUGAAACUUGUUCCAUUAUCUCAGUGGAGAGUCCUACAGUUGGUGUCCGACAUACUGGUUCAACUGGAAUGCUUGCAUCAAACAUUGAAGCUCAAAUAGUCAGUACAAAGAAUCUCAAGUCUCUUUCUCCAAAUCAAUUAGGGGAAAUAUGGGUUCGAGGGCCUAAUAUCAUGCAAGGUUACUUCAACAAUCCAGAGGCAACAAAACUGACAAUAGAUGCAGACGGUUGGUUACAUACAGGAGAUCUUGGAUUCUUUGAUGAUGAUGGGAAUCUCUAUGUUGUUGACAGAAUUAAGGAGUUGAUCAAGUACAAAGGUUUCCAGGUUGCACCAGCAGAGCUUGAAGGGCUACUUGUAUCUCACCCUGAAAUAUUGGAUGCUGUUGUCAUCCCCUAUCCUGAUGCUGAAGCUGGUGAGGUCCCAGUUGCAUACGUUGUACGCUCCCCCAACAGUUCUCUGACUGAAGCAGACGUGCAAAAUUUCAUCGCUAAACAAGUGGCACCUUUCAAAAGAUUACAGACGGUGACAUUCGUAAGCAGUGUCCCAAAGUCAGCUUCAGGGAAAAUCCUGAGGAGAGAACUAAUAGCCAAAGUACGAUCCAAAAUGUAAAAUCCUAUGAUUCUGUUUCAACACAAACUAGGGGUUUAUUUAAAGUUGUCUUUAUUUAAUUGUGGAAAAAUUACAAUGACAAAAGAUUGUUGCUAAAUUAUCACAAUUGCUGGGCCAAUAAUUAGACUUAGCAAGGCUGCAAUGCUUUAAUCAUCUACCUGUAAGCUGGGAACAUAUAUCCCUUCAAGAACAAGCCCCCUAUAUUUUCUUGUUAGGGGAAGCAAAACAUAACAAAUUCCUCACUUAAUUUUGAAACAAAUUCUUGUUUUUUCCCUCUAGCUACUCCAUGAACUCCGCACUUUUCCACAAGCCACCUUGUCAAAAAUUGUGC
Messenger RNA from Durio zibethinus, 2127 nucleotides. NCBI's taxonomy places the organism in Eukaryota, Viridiplantae, Streptophyta, Magnoliopsida, Malvales, Malvaceae. The record is from RefSeq and is a predicted model, not a curated record.